GUUUUACUAAUAUACAUUCGAAGUUCGGACAAGAUGAAAAUCUUUGUUGUUCUUGCUCUAGCUCUUUCAGCCGUUUAUGCUGCACCCCGUCACUCCGCUGUUCAACUAACUACGGAUACUGGCUUUAUUGUUGGUGGUGAGGAUGCUAAUAGAGGAGAUUGGCCAUGGCAGGUGUCCAUUCAACGCUGCUCAAUCUCUUGUUCCCAUAAUUGUGGUGGAACUGUCCUAAAUGGCAACUGGGUUUUGACUGCUGCUCAUUGUAUCACUGGUGCUGCUUCAUCUUACAGACUUGUAUUUGGUAUUUUGAACAGAGACGAUGAAACUGGCGGUCAAGUUAGAACUGCAAGCAGAGUUACUCGUCAUGAGAACUGGAUUAAUGAUGGAUCCCUGGGUUUCCCUAAUGAUAUCGGUGUUGUCAGAUUUGAAGAAGCUCUCGAUUUCUCUUCACCAUGGGUUUCACCAGCUACCCUCGUAAGCAGAGGAGUUGGUAGUUUAGCUGGUCAAGCUUGUACAAUCACCGGAUGGGGCAGACUUUUCGGUGGCGGUCCAUUGCCAAACACUCUCCAACAAGCUGAGACUAGAGUUCUUUCCAAUGACGAAUGUAUUCUUAGAGGUAUUUCUAUGGCUAGAUACGAAUAUCACAUCUGUAUUAGCGAUGACAAUGAUGUUAACGGAGCCUGCAAUGGUGAUUCCGGUGGCCCAUUGAACUGUCCAGUUGGUCCUGCAGGUGCCCACCAAAUUGCUGGUGUAACCUCAUUCGUUAUAGUUGGUUGUAGAAUCGAUAGACCAUCCGGUUACGUAAGAGUUUCUGAAUAUUUGGAUUGGAUCGAUGACAAUACUAAUUAA
Molecule: messenger RNA, 846 nt
Organism: Dimorphilus gyrociliatus
Lineage: Eukaryota; Metazoa; Annelida; Polychaeta; Dinophilidae
Source: the annotation of a GenBank genome assembly